GUGUCUCUUCUGCCUUAGAUUGUAACUGUCUAGAGGCCGGGGACUUGGCUUCUGUGGCCUCCAGCCUGCGACCCCCAGGCAGCUUAUUGAUGUUCUUGAGGACCCUGCCAUCAGGAAUGUAAUUGUACUACAAACAGUUCUGCAAGAAGUGAGAAAUCGGAGUGCCCCUGUAUAUAAACGAAUCCGAGAUUUGACUAGUAACCAGGAGAAGCAUUUCUAUACGUUCACCAACGAGCACCAUAGAGAAACUUACAUAGAACAAAAACAGGGAGAAAAUGCUAAUGACAGGAAUGAUAGAGCCAUUAGAGUAGCAGCAAAAUGGUACAAUGAACAUUUGAAGAAAAUGUCAGCAGAGAAUGAACUGCAAGUCAUCUUAAUAACAAAUGACAGGAAAAACAAAGAGAAAGCCAUAGAAGAAGGAAUACCAGCUUUCACUUGUGAAGAAUAUGUAAAGAGCCUAACUGCUAACCCUGAACUCAUAGAUCGUCUUGCUUGUUUGUCUGAAGAAGGGAAUGAAAUAGAAAGUGGAAAAAUAAUAUUUUCAGAGCAUCUUCCCUUAAGUAAGUUACAACAAGGCAUAAAAUCUGGUACAUACCUUCAAGGAACAUUUAGAGCCAGCAGGGAAAAUUACUUAGAAGCUACAGUAUGGGUUCAUGGAGAUGCUGAAGAAAAUAAAGAGAUAAUCUUACAAGGGCUUAAAAAUUUAAAUCGAGCUAUUCAUGAAGACAUUGUGGCUGUGGAGCUUCUCCCCAAAAAUCAGUGGGUAGCACCAUCUUCUGUGGUUUUACAAGAUGAAGGUCAAAAUGAAGAUGAUGUGGAGAAAGAAGAGGAAACAGAACGCAUUCUGAAGACUGCUGUAAAUGAAAAAAUGUUAAAACCUACAGGUAGAGUUGUAGGAAUAAUAAAAAGGAAUUGGAGACCAUAUUGUGGCAUGCUUUCCAAGUCUGAUAUUAAGGAGUCAAGAAGACAUCUCUUUACACCUGCGGAGAAGAGAAUUCCUCGAAUUCGGAUAGAAACCAGACAGGCGUCUGCAUUGGAAGGACGGAGAAUUAUCGUUGCUAUUGAUGGAUGGCCCAGAAAUUCCAGAUAUCCGAAUGGACACUUUGUGAAAAAUUUAGGUGAAGUUGGAGAUAAAGAGACUGAAACAGAAGUUUUGUUACUUGAGCAUGAUGUUCCCCAUCAGCCUUUUUCACAGGCUGUCCUUAGCUUUCUACCAAAGAUGCCCUGGAGCAUUACUGAAAAGGACAUGAAAAACCGAGAAGACCUGAGACAUCUAUGUGUUUGUAGUGUGGACCCACCAGGAUGUACUGAUAUAGAUGAUGCUCUGCAUUGUAGAGAGCUUGAAAAUGGAAAUUUGGAGGUUGGUGUUCAUAUUGCUGAUGUUAGCCAUUUUAUUAGGCCAGGAAAUGCUUUGGAUCAGGAAUCAGCCAGAAGGGGAACAACUGUGUAUCUUUGUGAAAAGAGGAUUGACAUGGUUCCAGAGUUGCUUAGUUCUAACUUAUGCUCCUUAAGAUGUAAUGUUGACAGGCUGGCAUUUUCAUGUAUUUGGGAAAUGAAUCACAAUGCUGAAAUCUUAAAAACGAGGUUUACCAAAAGUGCCAUUAAUUCAAAGGCUUCCCUUACAUAUGCUGAAGCUCAAAUGAGAAUUGAUUCAGCAACCAUGAAUGAUGACAUUACCAUUAGUCUCCGUGGACUAAAUAAAUUAGCUAAAAUUUUGAAAAGAAGAAGAAUCGAAAAAGGGGCUUUGACUCUUUCUUCUCCAGAAGUUCGAUUUCACAUGGACAGUGAAACUCAUGAUCCUAUAGAUCUACAGACCAAGGAACUUAGAGAAACAAAUUCCAUGGUUGAAGAAUUUAUGUUACUUGCCAAUAUCUCUGUUGCAAAAAAAAUUCAUGAAGAGUUUUCUGAACAUGCUCUGCUUCGAAAACAUCCUGCUCCUCCUCCAUCAAAUUAUGAAAUUCUUGUUAAGGCAACUAAAUCCAAGAAUUUGGAAGUUAAAACUGAUACUGCCAAGGCUUUGGCUGACUCUUUGGAUCAGGCUGAUUCUGCUACUUUCCCAUAUCUAAACACUCUGUUAAGAAUAUUAGCCACUCGCUGCAUGAUGCAAGCUGUGUACUUCUGCUCUGGAAUGGAUAAUGAUUUUCAUCACUACGGCUUAGCAUCCCCAAUAUACACACAUUUUACUUCACCCAUCAGAAGAUAUGCGGACAUCAUUGUUCAUCGGCUGUUGGCUGUGGCUAUUGGGGCUGACUGUACUUAUCCAGAGUUGACAGACAAACAUAAGCUUGCAGAUUUAUGUAAAAAUCUUAAUUUUCGGCACAAAAUGGCUCAAUAUGCCCAACGUGCAUCAGUGGCUUUCCAUACCCAGCUAUUUUUCAAAAGCAAAGGAAUAGUAAGUGAAGAGGCCUAUAUUCUUUUUGUGAAAAAAAAUGCUAUUGUGGUGUUAAUUCCAAAAUAUGGAUUAGAAGGUACAGUCUUUUUUGAAGAAAAGGACAAACCCAAGCCACGGCUUAUUUAUGAUGAUGAGAUACCUUCACUUAAAAUAGAAAAUACUGUGUUCCAUAUAUUUGAUAAAGUUAAAGUGAAAAUCAUGUUAGACUCGUCGAAUCUUCAGCAUCAGAAAAUUCGAAUGUCCCUGGUAGAACCACAGAUACCAGGAAUAAGUAUUCCUACUAAUACUUCAAACAUGGACAUCAGUGAACCAGAGAAAAAGAAGAAGAAGCUUGAAAAAUAGCUAUAGCCAGCAAAAAAAUUUCAAGGGUUGGUUUCCUUUUAAUAAAAUUAAAAACAAACAAACAAACAACAACAAAAAUUGAGAGGACAUUUCUAAUCCUAAGAAGUGUGUGAAACAGUUUAUUAUUUUAAAGUGCAUUUUAAUAAUUUUUAAAAUGUACAUUUUUAUUGAACUGUUGUCUGUGUCUGUCCCAUCAUUUACUUCUGGACUGAACAAAGCUAUUUAUGCAGAAAAAUUGAGUUGAAUAUCCAUCACUUAAAUAGUGAGGAUAGCAAAUUCAGGGAUCUGUAAAGAUCAUUUAAAGGGAGCAUUCAUGCUCUCAUUGAAGAGCAGAUUAACUUUGCAAAAGUGAUUUGACUAUUUAAUAUUGAUUAAAAAAAAACUACCAUUUCCCUAUGGAGAAAAAUAGAAUGUUUUUAGAAGCAAAGAACCAUCUAUCUAAAUCUUGAAAGCUGUGUUUAGUAUGGCAGUGUUUGGAUUUCAAGACAAUUAAGAUCUGUUGGGAAUUCAGUAAUCUGUGCUGUCUUUAAUUUAUCUAACUUACAUUAUGUACUCUGUUAGAAAGCCUCUUGCAGUUCCUAAAUGAUGCUUGAACAGUUGUGUGUGUUUGGGAGUUGGAUAUUGUAGGAAGGCAAGACUGGAAAAAAUAGUUGCUUUAUACUAGGAAAUAAGAGUGAUCAUCAUUCUUGACCUUCACCUCAAAUAUCUCCCCCAAAUAAGGGAUUAGGACCCAAAGAAAGACUGAAGAGUAUUUUAAAUGUCACAUCAUGUUACUUAUAAAAUAAAAAGUAGGUAAUGAAUGGCUUUUAAACUGCCUGUGUAUCAGAUUAUAUUGGAAAGGGGGAUUGUGUAAAUAAAUAUUAAAGGGAACAAAUUGAAGUUUUACAA
Messenger RNA from Myotis brandtii (Brandt's bat), 3622 nucleotides. RefSeq names its product DIS3 homolog, exosome endoribonuclease and 3'-5' exoribonuclease (gene DIS3). Gene Ontology annotation, molecular function: endonuclease activity; RNA binding; 3'-5'-RNA exonuclease activity. The coding region runs from base 344 to 2734 and encodes 796 amino acids. Gene Ontology annotation, biological process: rRNA catabolic process. NCBI's taxonomy places the organism in Eukaryota, Metazoa, Chordata, Mammalia, Chiroptera, Vespertilionidae. Gene Ontology annotation, cellular component: cytoplasmic exosome (RNase complex); nuclear exosome (RNase complex). The transcript is spliced from 21 exons. The record is from RefSeq and is a predicted model, not a curated record.